Messenger RNA from Pochonia chlamydosporia 170, 855 nucleotides. RefSeq names its product short chain oxidoreductase protein. Lineage: Eukaryota; Fungi; Ascomycota; Sordariomycetes; Hypocreales; Clavicipitaceae. The transcript has a single exon. The coding region runs from base 1 to 855 and encodes 284 amino acids. Gene Ontology annotation, molecular function: oxidoreductase activity. The record is from RefSeq and is a predicted model, not a curated record.
AUGCCCUCCAAAACCCUAACUUGGUUCAUCACCGGCGCCAAUUCCGGUUUCGGCCUCCUCCUCUCCCGUCUCGCCCUCUCACAAGGCCACACUGUCAUCGCCACAGCCCGCUCAACUUCCAAGUUUCCCCCUGACCUGGCACAAAACCCCAAUUCCCACCUUCUUGAACUCCAAAUCACCUCUCCUGGCGAAGAAAUCGCCAAAAUCCUAAACGACAUCCUCACCAAGCACAACCAAAUAGACGUUCUCGUCAAUAACGCCGGGUUCGCACACCUCGGCGCCGUAGAGGAACUAUCCGAAGCAGAAGCCCGGUACCAAUUCGACGUCAACUUCUUCGGCCUCCUCAAUGUCACCAAAGCCAUCAUCCCACACAUGCGCGCCCGAAAGUCCGGCGUCAUCGUUCAAAUCUCCAGCGGAGCAGGCGUGCUAGCCGGGCAGGGAGGACCCAUAUACAGUGCCUCCAAGUUUGCGGUGGAGGGGCUAAGUGAAGCCAUGGCCGUUGAGUUACAGUCGUUUGGGAUACGCGUACAUCUCGUUGAGCCGGGAAUCUUUCGGACCGAGUUUCUGGGACCGGUGUCGAGGGGGCAGAAUAUUUCGAAGAAGGUUGAGGGGUACUUUGACAUUGGGGGCGUGUUGACGGGCAUGAAUGGACAGCAGCCUGGGGAUCCGGUGAGAGGGGUGCAGAGGAUUUUUGAUGUCGUAACGGGGACGGGCAUGGGGAGGGGUUUGGAAGGGGAGUUGAGGAUAUUGCUUGGGGGGGAUGUGUUUGGGAUGGUGGAACGGAAGAGGGAUAUGUUGAGUGGGACGUUGGAGGUGAUGAAAGAGGUUGCUUUUAGUACUGAUUUUGAGGAAUGA